UAAAGUGAAGGUUGCUUCCCGGAACUUUCCCUUAAUAAUCUGAUGCUUUUGGCGGCUAUAUUUUUAAUUAGCGCCACAUAUAUAAAGCCGUAUAACCCUCCAAAAUUUCCAUAUUUACAUUUCCUGAUCUCAUAUCCAAAUUUUAUCUGCAUCAUCAUAUAUCCUCUAUAAUCUGCAGCUAAAAUGAAGAGAGUCAAUCAAUCAACCCUCUUAUUUUACAGUCUGGUGAUCUCUUGCUGCUGUAUCUUUGUUACACAUUCCUUGAAUUCCUCCUCCACUACUACUUUCUCUUGUCUGCCACACCAAAGCUCUGUUUUACUCCAACUAAAAGGAGAGUUCACACUAAGGCAGCCUGAUGAGCAUUCAUUUCUCUACUCUCAUAGCAAAUAUCCUAAGAUGAGAAAUUGGAAGGCUGGUAGCGAUUGCUGUUUGUGGGACGGAGUGGCAUGCAAUAUGGCAACAGGUCAUGUAGUGAGCCUAGACCUUAGUGGCAGCUGGCUUCUUGGGCCUUUGCUUUCUAACAGCAGCCUUUUCAGCUUGGUUCAUCUCCGAAAGCUCAACCUUGCCUUGAAUGACUUCAACUCAUGCCCCAUUCCCUCUGAGUUUGGCCAACUAUCCAGGUUAACCCAUCUCAAUCUCUCUCACUCUUCGUUUCAUGGGGAUAUCCCAUCUGAAAUCUCUAUGCUUAUAAAUCUUAUCUCACUUGAUCUUUCCUGUUGGCCAUUUGGAUUGUAUAUAAGAGAAGGUGAGCUGGGAAGGCUUAUCCACAACAUGACCAAUUUAAGUCUACUUUACCUUGACUUUGUGAAUCUUUCUUCUUCGCCAGUGCCUCAAUCGAUGGCAAAUCAAUCUUCCUUGACACAUCUCUCUGUUCGCAAUUGCUAUUUGUAUGGUGAAUUUCCACAGAAUAUCUUCCAGUUGCCUAACAUACAAUCCAUUGAUCUGUCACAUAAUAUUGAUCUUACAGGUUCUGUACCGGAAUUUAAUUCUAGCAGUCACCUCAAGUCAUUGGUUAUCUUAAGAACCAGUUUCUCAGGGAAAUUGCCCGAUUCCAUUGGCAACCUCAAGUCCUUGAAUGUUUUACAUCUCAAAGUAUCUUCUUUUUCAGGGACAGUUCCUUCUUCACUUUGGAACCUUUCUGAACUCGUAGAUGUUGACCUCUUCCAUAAUCAUUUCACAGGUCAGCUUCCAUAUACUCUUGGGAGACUUGCAAAGCUCACUUCCGUUAAGCUUGAUGACAAUGAAUUCAGUGGUCAAAUUCCAUCUUCACUUGAAAACCUCACAAAACUAACACAUUUCAGUAUUUAUUAUAAUUCUUUCCAUGGACAAUUCCCAGCCAGACUCCCAUACCUUAUCCAAUCUCUAUCUCUUGGAUAUAACAAACUGACAGGCUCAAUCCCAUCUCAUAAUCUUAACUUGACCUUCCUUCAGUCCCUUGUUCUGUCUAACUGUUUUUUCUCUGGAGUCAUUCCUUCAUCUUUAUUUACAUUGCCUUCUUUGCAAUCCCUUAAUUUGGAGCACAAUCAGUACACAGACUUGGACAUCUCUAAUUCAUCAAAAAUAGAAAUUCUGUCUUUAAGCGGAAACAAAUUAAAUGGAGUCAUUCCAAGUUCCAUAUCCAAAUUGCAAAAGGUGACACAACUUUUUCUUGAUUCAAAUAAUUUCAGUGGAAGACUUGAUUUAGGAAUUUUCUCAGAGCUGAGCAACCUUCAUCUUCUUGAUCUUUCAAAUAACAGCCAUCUAUCUCAAAUAAGUGUAGAUACAAAUUCCACCCUACCAAAGUUUAAGUUACAUUUUUUAACCUCAUGCAACAUAAGUGAAUUUCCAGAUUUCCUGAAAACACAAGAUGAAUUGGUCUCAUUGAGCCUUUCUGGAAAUAGGAUUGAUAGUCCAAUACCUAAUUGGUUCUUCAGCAUUGGGAGGAAUACCUUGGAAUAUCUAUCUCUUUCCGAAAACUUGAUUAGCGGCUGGGAAGAAAUCCCAUCAACACUGCCAUGGAAGGAAUUGAAAAGUCUUCAUAUGCAUUCCAACAUGAUGCAAGGACCACUUGUCGUUCCCCCAAUGAGCAUUGAGGAAUUCUAUAUCUCAAAUAACAGCUUGACUGGAGAAAUUGAUCCAUCGUUCUGUAAAUUGAGUAAACUCGAAGGACUUGAUGCGUCAAAUAAUUAUCUGAGUGAGAUGAAGGCCUAAUGAGAAUACUCGACUUGAGUCACAACCAAUUACAGGGGAAGAUUCCAGAGUCUCUAAUCAAAUGCAAAGACCUGUUAGUUUUGAAUCUCGGCCACAAUCAGAUAAGUGAC
Messenger RNA from Ziziphus jujuba (common jujube), 2300 nucleotides. RefSeq names its product receptor-like protein 6. Gene Ontology annotation, molecular function: protein binding. The transcript is spliced from 2 exons. The coding region runs from base 184 to 2190 and encodes 668 amino acids. Lineage: Eukaryota; Viridiplantae; Streptophyta; Magnoliopsida; Rosales; Rhamnaceae. The record is from RefSeq and is a predicted model, not a curated record.